ACAAAAGAUUUAAAUUACAGUUUACAAAUUACUAUUACAAAAGAUUUAAAGAAACAACAAUAGAAUACAGGUGACGCUACUAUGAUAUGGGCACCCUUGUUCUGAUGACUGAAAAUAAAAUCUCAACCCUUUGGGAAAGCAUUUUGCCCACAGAAUUUGUCACAUACCUGACAGAGUGAUUCUGAUUCUGAAAAAUUUAUUCUAAAGUACUAAGAAAAUAGAAAAUGAUAGAAAAAAGGAUUAUGUAGGUCCUUGUGCAAUAGUUAAGUAUUAUUAGUAGCUUGAUUGUUUAUAAUAGAGAAGUAGUUGUGUAAAUUGUUAUUAUAAUACAGGAAUUUUUAUAUAGUUAAUUGUGCUAUGGUUAUUGCUCUGCCAUUUGCUAUCUUUGUGACCUUAGACCUAUUACCUUUUAGUACAUGGGUCUCUCAUUGAUAAAUUGGGAUAAUUUCUCAAGUUAUUGAAAGUAUUAAAUACUUAACACUGUCCAGAACAUUACUAGGUAAAUAAUAAGCAUUAAGUUGUAACUGUAAAUUAUAACUAAAAAUUCACAAUAAUUUAUAAAAAUUGUUUGUGCUGCCAAGGUAGGACACGGGUAUGCAAAAAGAAAAACCACUCCGAAAAUAGAAAAUCUAAAACAAAAACCCAUGAAUACAAAUGCUGGAAAGAAAUACAUCAAAAUGAAGCCCAAGGACCAAGUGAGGUCCAGCUUAAAAAACGUAUCUGAUCUUUUUGUGAUGGGAGGAGCUCUUGUUUUAGAAUCUGCAGCUCUCUUGCACUGGCUAGAGAGGGAAGGUUAUGGACCUCUAGGAAUGACCGGAAUAUCCAUGGGAGGACAUAUGGCCUCUCUAGCCGUAUCCAACUGGCCUAAGCCCAUGCCUUUGAUUCCAUGUCUGUCUUGGUCCACAGCAUCUGGGGUCUUCACUACGGGUGUGUUGAGUAAAUCAAUUAAUUGGAGAGAACUGGAAAAGCAAUAUUAUACACAGACAGUUUAUGAAGAAGAAAUUAUUCACAUGCUUGAAUAUUGUGGAACAGAUUCUUUCAAAAUGGGACAAGAGUUUGUGAAACGUUUCCCUAGCAGUGCUGACAAGCUAACUAACCUUAAUCUGGUUUCCAGAACCUUAAAUUUAGAUAUGACAAAUCAAGUUGUGUCCCCAAAACCUGCUGAGUGCCAUAAUUCUAGUAAAACAUCUAUCGAUGCCACAUCAAAAGAACUCUUGGUGCAAGAUACCUCUAAGUUGGAGUGCUUCAAUCAAGCACUUUCAACCAACAAAAGUAAUUACGCAAGUUGUAAUCCUCAAUCAUCCCACCUACUCAGUAAAGAACAAAGAAGAAAUAAUCUUCAGAAAGAAUCUUUAAUAUUUAUGAAAGGAGUCAUGGAUGAAUGUACUCAUGUGGCAAAUUUCUCAGUUCCAGUUGACCCAAGCCUCAUUAUAGUGGUACAAGCCAAAGAAGAUGCAUAUAUUCCACGAACAGGAGUUCGAAGUCUACAAGAAAUUUGGCCUGGUUGUGAAAUCCGAUAUUUAGAUGGGGGUCAUAUUAGUGCUUAUCUUUUUAAACAAGGACUCUUCAGACAAGCCAUCUAUGAUGCAUUUGAACGCUUCCUUCAUAAAUAUGCUAACUAAUUGGAUCACUAUAUGUAACCUGCACAACCAUCAUGUUUCUCACAAAAGGAAUUUUUAUCCUAUGAUGCUGUGAAGAACAAGAAGAUAACACUAUAUAUUUGAUUUCUGUCAAUUUAGUUUUGAAUUUAGUGUUACAGAUUAACUGUAAACUAUAUUUGAAAAUGCUGAAACAAUAUUUGAAUUAAAUAACAUUGAAGUAAUUUGUUAUUAUUGGUGGGAAUCCCAUAUACUCAAUACCUAAUUUGUUACUAUUUAUGAAAACUUUAAUUUUAAUUGUGAAUAAUUUAUUCAUUUAUAUGCAUAGAACCCUUUUGGUUUUUAAUAGAAUUGUUAAAUCAGACUAAGAUUGUAAUAAGUCAGCUUGUACUGUAUACUUUUUUUUGUACUGUAUACUUUUAUAUGACAUUGACUCAAUUUGAAAAACAUAUCUAUUUCAUUUUUGGAAGCAUGAUGAAUAUAAAAUCUUGUUUUCAACUUUAAUUUUCUGUAAUAGAUAUUAUAGUUUUAUGUAUAAAAUCAGUGUUCACUUAUUUGGAAAACUCCUGGUUGUUUCAUAGCUAAAUGUUUUUAAUAAUUGAAGUAAGUUUUGAAAUGCAGAAAAAAUGCAUUAGACUUCAUUAGACUUUAAAAUUUUACCAAAAAUCCUAUUAGGAAAAAUGUCCAGCACAUUUCCACUACUUAAAAAGUUUGAAUUCAUGAAAAAUGGAACUAAUAGAAGGCUGUUGCAUCAGUUAACAGGUACUAUAUAGUAUGCUGCAAAUGUACUCUUAGGUUUGCUAAGUAUCCGACUUUAUUUGAGCCCAACUACUUUAACAGCUUUGGCUUUUUGACUUCAGAAUUUAAUAGCCAUAUGUGAAAUUUAUUUGACCCAUAUAAACUUCAUUUUACAGAAAAGAUUAAAGUUUUCUAUGACUACUCACUUUUGAAAAUGGAGGAUUAAAUGGCUAGAUUUGGUGCUUUCUUUUUACAUCAAAUUUCUCUAGCUGAAAGCUGAAAGUGUUAAAGAAAAAAGUAGAAAAUUUUGGGCAGUGUUGUGAAAGUUUGGAGUAAGUGUGUUUAGUUUGUUCGACAUCUGCAUUGUCUGAAUUUUAAAAAAGACAUUCUUGUUCUCAUAAGGAUAUUUGAAUUAAAAUGUGCCUUUUUAGCCUUUUUAAAGAUUUUGUCACUCUGAUGCCUCCAUCAUCUUAAUUUUCCACAACUCUUUAAAUAUUAUAAGUGUGAAGUCAUUGAUGGCAAACAAAUAAAUAACUUCUUUAAAACAGACCAACACAGCACAGUCUUUGAGCUAUAGCAGUUUUACAUGUUCAAACCAUAAACUUUAAAGAUUAAGUAAACUAUUAUCAACUAAGUUGUAGUGUUUUUCUUAUAUGUGUAUAUAGUGAGGUGAUAGGAUUGAAUGUUUUCUGAACAGUGGCUUUGGUAAAAUCAACCCUUUAUUAUUUUUCACCUGAACAUAUCUUAUUAAGCAAUAACUACCAUGAUAUGUGAACUUCUAUUAAAAAAUGAAAUAUAAACCUAGUUUUAAUUAACUCUUAAGUAUAAUUCAUUUUGCCAAAUAAAAUGUAUUUUUUAAAAUUUCAUCUCCUAACUACAUAUUUCAGCUUUAAUUCAAAAUGCAAAAUACCUUUUUUUAGAACUUUUAAUCCACUCCCCCAGAAUAGUGGCUUAAGUAUUCUCCAGUACAUGCAACACAUACACACACACAAAACCACCACCCAAAACACCACCCCCCGCCCGCACUCACACACAUACAUACACACACAUAGUUGCUCUUUGAUAUCCAUGGGGAAUUAUUUCCCACACCCACCCCCAGACACCAAAAUCUGUGGAUGCUCAAUUCUCUUAAAUAAAAGUGUUCAUUUCUACAUUAUUUAUAAUACCUACUACAAUGUAAAUGCUAUGUAAAUAGUUGUUAUACCAUAUUAUUUAAGGAAUAAUGUCAAAAAAAAGGUCUGUACAUGUUCAAUACAAAUGCAUUUCUUUUUCUUGAAUAUUUUUUAUUUGCAGUUGGUUGAGUCUGAGGGUAUGGAACCCACUGAUGCUGAAAGCCAACUGUAUAUAAAUGGGUCUUCAAAGAAGUGCUCUCUGCCAUUUUGAGGAUUAGGUACAAAAGAUGUUAGAAAUUCACUUAGACCAGAGUUACAAGCUGGUAGUCCACAGGCCACUGUGGGCCACCAUUGUUUUAUUUGUCAUACCUAAGGUUGACAAAAAUCUUGAAUUUGAAGUCUUUAAAUUGGUCAUGCAUUCCCAAGUUUGUCACAGUCCACGGGGCUCCCUCUUACUAUCAAAUAACUUCUGUCUUUCCUACCUAGCCCAGAAGAAACCCAAGUUUGAGAUCCCUAAUUUAGAACUGUGAUAGAAGAGGUUUCUGAAUUUUAUAACUUGCUAAUGUUAUAAUUAUUAUAAAAUCACUUUAGCAUAUGGAUUUUAGAUUGUUUCUUAUGAAUGUAUCUUUUUAAUGUGGUGCUUUCUCAUAAAGAUUAUUGAAUUAAUGUAACUGAAAGUUUAAAAAUCAUUUCCAAAUGUUUUAUAUUUCACAAUAAAAGUUAUUUUAAAAUUAA
This is a messenger RNA of Lepus europaeus (European hare), 4183 nucleotides long. It is a transcript of the gene ABHD18, whose product is annotated as abhydrolase domain containing 18. The transcript is spliced from 8 exons. The record is from RefSeq and is a predicted model, not a curated record. Lineage: Eukaryota; Metazoa; Chordata; Mammalia; Lagomorpha; Leporidae. The coding region runs from base 645 to 1622 and encodes 325 amino acids.